AUUAAUUUGAAGGACAUUGCAAAGGGUUUUUUUAACACACAAAGUUUUUUUUUUUGCUAGGUAGCUAGUUAGUAGGUUCCAUAUGGCCAAAUAUAUCUCAUCAAAACAUUGAAGACAAAAAAACAUAUAAACAUAGUUUUAAUAAGAAGUGUAGCUAGGGAAGGAUGGGAAGAACACCUUGUUGUGAUAAGAAUGGACUAAAGAAGGGGCCAUGGACUUCAGAAGAGGAUCAGAAGCUUGUAGAUUAUAUUCACAACAAUGGUGAAGGGAGAUGGAGAACACUCCCAAAGAAUGCUGGAUUGUCAAGAUGUGGGAAGAGUUGCCGGCUCCGGUGGACCAAUUACUUGAGGCCUGAUAUCAAAAGAGGAAGGUUUUCCUUUCAAGAGGAAGAGGCAAUCAUACAACUGCACAGUGUUUUAGGGAACAAAUGGUCAGCAAUAGCUGCUCAGUUGCCUGGAAGGACAGACAAUGAGAUCAAGAACUACUGGAACACACACAUAAGAAAGAGACUUCUCCGGAUGGGAAUUGAUCCAGUGACACACAGACCUCGCUUUGAUCUUCUCAAUCUCUCUUCACUGCUCAACCCUGCAGUUUAUACCACUACAACCAGCCAAUUCCAAGCUCCAAAACUACUCCAAAAUCAAGCACUGUCUGACUCUGAUCUAUUCAAGCUCACCACUAACUAUUUACUUUCAUCAUCUCACUGCCAAAACUCUGGACUUUCUGGCCAAGAAGAAAUCCAACAACUUAUUCAACCAAACUAUAUUCAGAAUGCAGUGCAAUUUGAUCAGGAUGAUCAGUUUAUGCAAAUGAAUAAUGAUAAUUACUGCAACUUGUAUCCAAACUCAUCAGUGCAGUAUGAGGAAGGAGUAGUGCAGUAUGAUCGCUUACAACAGUAUUACAAUUAUUUGAGUUCAAGUCUUUGUGGAGAAAACACCAUUAUAAACUUUGAUGCAGCUUCUGAGUUUUCAGCAACAACAUCAAGCUUGACUAACUUGAACUCUUUAGCCACACAAAGUAAUAGCAAUACUGAAGAUGAGAGGGAUAGCCACUGUAGUGAGAGGUAUAGGAUGACAGGAAGUCAUGAGGUGUUGGAUGUUAGUGAUUUCAUGUGAUGGAAUAGUUCAUGCAGAGGAAAAAAUGUCAGGCAUGGAGAUAAGCAACGUUGAAAAUUUGGGAUAGUCUAGAACUUUUUGUUUAUAUAUAUAUAUUAUAGUUAUUUCAUGUGAUGACUGGAUCAUGCAUGAGAAAAAUAUGUCAAUCAUGGAUAUGUAACGUUGAAAAUUGGGGAUAGACCCUGAAUUUUAAAA
This is a messenger RNA of Dioscorea cayenensis subsp. rotundata (Guinea yam), 1310 nucleotides long. RefSeq names its product transcription factor MYB102-like. The transcript has 3 exons. NCBI's taxonomy places the organism in Eukaryota, Viridiplantae, Streptophyta, Magnoliopsida, Dioscoreales, Dioscoreaceae. Bases 165 to 1115 code for a protein of 316 amino acids. The record is from RefSeq and is a predicted model, not a curated record.